Dromiciops gliroides (monito del monte) is the source of this 3291-nucleotide messenger RNA. RefSeq names its product S-phase kinase associated protein 2 (gene SKP2). Bases 256 to 1518 code for a protein of 420 amino acids. Gene Ontology annotation, molecular function: protein binding. NCBI's taxonomy places the organism in Eukaryota, Metazoa, Chordata, Mammalia, Microbiotheria, Microbiotheriidae. The transcript has 10 exons. The record is from RefSeq and is a predicted model, not a curated record.
UUGGCAGGGGGAAGGACCAAGGGAUUGGUAGUUCGGAGACUACAAAUCCCAGCAGGCAGCUCUCCCGCCCCGAGGCCGCCUACCAGGAGAGGGAAAGGUUCCGCGCGCGGGUUGAAUGGAACGUUGCCCUCCUGGGUCCGGAUCGAACUGCGGGGCGUGCUGGUGCUAGUCGUGGACGCGGGAAACCUGGAGACCGAAAACCGAGCAAUUAAUGCAAAGACUUAAAAUUUCCUACUCUGCUCCGGCAAGCCCAUCAUGCACAGGAAACACCUCCAGGAGAUUCCCGAUUCUAACAGCAAUGUUAAUAUCACCUUCACGUGGGGAUGGGAUCUUAACAAGACAUCGGAUUUGCUCUCAGGAAUGGGGGUCGCAGUUCUGGAGAAGGAAAAAUUGGACAGUGAAAACAUCCCCCAGGAGCUGCUCUUAAGUCAAGUCCCUCCUCCAAAAAAGCCAAAGGUGAAAGCAAAGGAAAAGGACUUUGUAAUUGCCCGCAGGCCGAGGCAAUCCAAAGAGAACAGUUCAGGAAUCUCUUGGGAUAUGCUACCAGAUGAAUUGCUCCUCGGGAUCUUUUCAUAUUUAUCUCUGCCCGACCUUGUAAGAGUCUCUGGGAUUUGUAAGAGGUGGCAUCGCCUCUCGUUUGAUGAAUCACUGUGGCAGACCUUAGAUCUGACAGGGAAACAUCUACUGCCAGGGGUGAUUGGGCAGCUGCUCUCAGUAGGCGUAGUUGCAUUUCGAUGCCCGAGGUCACACGUGGAUGCACCACUAUUUCAAAAUCCCAGGCCACUUCGGGUGCAGCACAUGGACCUAUCCAACUGCAUAAUAGAGGAGGCCGCCCUUGAGAGCAUUGUGUCUCGCUGCUGCAAACUACAGAACCUGAGCUUGGAAGGACUGAGGCUUUCAGAUGCCAUUGUCAGAAAUCUGGCUCAAAAUUCAGACUUAGUACGAUUAAACCUCUCUGGGUGUUCUGGAUUCUCGGCCUCUGCAUUGGGGAUUCUGCUGAAUGGCUGUACCCGCUUAGAUGAGCUGAACCUCUCCUGGUGCUCUGAUUUCACAGCAGAACACAUCCAAGUGACUGUCAGCUCUAUUACAGAAAGUGUGACGCAGCUGAAUCUCAGUGGGUACCGACAGAAUCUACAGAGAUCAGACGUGACGACAUUAGUGGGAAGGUGCCCCAAUCUGGUCCACUUAGACUUAAGUGACAGUGUUAUGCUGAAGAAUGACUGUUUCCAGGAAUUACAUCAGCUCGUCUACCUGCAACACUUGGCGCUCAGCCGAUGCUAUGAAAUAAUGCCAGCAGCCUUGCUUGAACUUGGAGAUAUCCCAUCACUGAAGACACUACAAGUUUUUGGAAUCGUAACAGAAAAUUCCCUUCCUGUGCUGAAGGAAGCACUCCCACAUUUGAAGAUCAACUGUUCUCACUUCACCACCAUUGCCAGGCCAACAGUGGUCAAUAAAAAGAACCCAGAGAUCUGGGGCAUCAGAUGCCGCCUGAUGAUGCCCAAUCCCAAUAGCCACUGAUGUCCUCGUUAUAGAGUGACUUCUCUUCAUGGAACAGCAGACGAAAAGGCCCCGUUGCUUGGAGCCCCUCAGCGGUUUUUCUUUACCUUUUCACUCUUUUGGCUUGAGGAUCACUUGAGAAAGAACUGUUUCAUGUCACUAACUUAUCAAAAUUUAGGAAUAAGUGUUUUGCACUGGGAACACAACUCUUGUAAAUGCCCUUUAAAAAGUCUGCCUAGAGAGCCAUGACAUUUCAAGUAUUUAUAAGUUUAAGGGAAUAAACCUGUACUUAAUAUUAAAAAGUUAUUCAAGGUAGGCACUUCAAAACACCUCUCCCAGACGUUCCCUCUUCUAAAAAUCUUCAGAGUGCAGCCAGUGCUCACUAAGUGAAUGCUUUUAUAGAAACUGUUGCAUCAAUUAUAUGUGCUUUUUCCAUUUUAUUUGUCUUACCUUAUGUAGAACGGAUUGGAUGACCUCCAAAUCACUCAUUUCUGAACUGAGCACAAAUAGAGCAAUAAAGUACUUUGCUGCAUUAUCUUGGUGGGGUGGGGGGAGGGGGGGGAUCCCAGCUCUAUCUUUGGGUGCUAAUCACUGAACUUUGAGGUAAUAAGGAUCAUAGGAAGGGAGAGCCUCACAAAAGCAUUUUAAGAGGUGGGGGGAAUGUUGUCUUUAACCCAAAGGUUGGGGUAAAGAGUAAAGUGUUUCCCCUUGGUUAUAAAUUUGUACCAAAAAUGCUUGGGAACCUUAGGAAGCAGAGCAAGCUACAUGACAGCUGGUUCCUGUGACUGAUGAGCUUGAAGUCUUCUUGGACAAAUUAUACAAGGUUUCCUUACAGUGACUCUAAAGGUCAUUUUUCUAGGUUUUGAAACUAGCUGUGAGAUAUAAUUACCAUGUUUGCGUUUUUAUAAAAUUUCUUUUCACAUCAUGACCGUAAUGAUCUUAACAUUGUUAAAGACUUGCUGCUUUGUUCACUUUUUUAUAUUGACAAUGCUUUUGCUUCUGAUGGUCGAUGUUCCACAAACCAGUUUCUAUUUUAGGUGCUAGGUAGAAUUUUGGCCUUCUUCCCUGUUCUUCCUUGUCACUGACAUCUAGAAGGGGCUAUUUUGAUUUUCUCCUAGAAUCAAGUACUGAAUGACAAGAAAUAAAAAAUUAUUUGCACCUGUUUGGAAUGCCCCAUUUGAAAGAGUUCUGGGGUCUAUGUCUCCUUCCAGUUGCAUUUUUAAUUAUUGGGGAGCACCAUGAACCUUCGGCACUCUUGAGAAAGAGGAGCAAUUUCUAAACUCGGCAAUCUAGGAGCAGGAACCCCAACUAAAAGCAUUGAUUUUACCUGUGGGGGAACGUCUUUGAAUUUUUAUAACUGAUGGAGCACCCAGGAAAAAAAUUAUUCAUACUCUUAAAAACUAGGUUAAAAAAUCAUUUGACUUCUUCCCAUUGAUCAAAGAAAACUAACUUUAUUUUAUUUCUGUGACUGACUUUAAAAAAAAAAUCAAGCUGGAACUAAAUACAUUAAGUCUGCCUUAUGUGGAACCGCAUCUCAGCUAAGGACAUCGUUCAUCUGUUAGACUGCAGGAGAGAACACUUUGGCCCAGUGUUAUACAGAGAUUAACCAUUGCUGUCCUGUAACUAAAUGGUAACUGUACCUUGAAAUGUUGUUUACAGAAUAGUCAUUAAGAGACCUAGAGUGGGUCUGGUGGGACUUGGACCUCUGGAUAAACAUCCUUUGACACUCAAGUCCAGAUAUAAGCUAUCUUGCCAAGAUUUUGGUGACCUAUGUUUUCAUGAUGUCUACUUUUG